AUGAAGGGGGUGCUUGCGUUAGCGGGGGCCGUCUCCAUCGCCCUUAUGCGAGUCGCUGGCGCCGCGUACACGACUGAAAUGGCGCUUUGCACUGACAUGUGCCCUACUUCCACCUUGGUAGCGGAUGAUGGUGCGGGCAUUUCGCGGUGCUUCGACGCCUGCAAGCGGCUUAUACACCGCGUGAAGUAUGGAGACGUGCUAGAUAACUUGAAGAUUGAUGACCACGUCAGUGCACCCAAGGAUAGCCCGCUUAAGCGGAUUCGCAAAGUAUUGGCCAAGAAAAAAACAGGCGGUUCAACAUCAUCAGCGGGCAGCUCUGGCUCGGAAAGCGAUUCAUAG
Messenger RNA from Babesia bigemina, 339 nucleotides. RefSeq lists its product as hypothetical. The record is from RefSeq and is a predicted model, not a curated record. The transcript is spliced from 2 exons. The coding region runs from base 1 to 339 and encodes 112 amino acids. NCBI's taxonomy places the organism in Eukaryota, Apicomplexa, Aconoidasida, Piroplasmida, Babesiidae.